UGUCAUCCGAUUUCCCUUUUCUGGAGUUGUGUUACAUAACCUAACCUCAAAGGGGGAUCUAUUUUGCUCCGCGACAUUAGCCUUCUUUGCGUAAGAAAUCAGCUCGUUUGUGGUUCACUCGCCGGAAAAUCCGCUCUAAAUCCCCCGUCAACAAUGGCCGAUGAAAGCAAACUGACCGGACUGUCGAAAAUUUUCAAUGGCGAAACCAUCAAGGGACGGGCUAAUGUCGCCAAAGCCACCUACGCCGGAAUCGGUCUCCUUAUUCUGUACUUUUCGCUGAAGCCAUCCAAGAAGUAAAUCGUUCGAUGACGAGGAUCGAGGCGAUAUUUGUUUUGGAAUGAGGAACAUUCUUGGUCCAGACAAAUUCCCUUUUAGGUUUAGCUUUGGAAAAUUGAAAUACAUUAUGCAAUGAUGCCCACUUAUUGAAA
Messenger RNA from Uranotaenia lowii, 428 nucleotides. Its product is annotated as ATP synthase membrane subunit K, mitochondrial-like. The coding region runs from base 154 to 297 and encodes 47 amino acids. The transcript is spliced from 3 exons. The record is from RefSeq and is a predicted model, not a curated record. Lineage: Eukaryota; Metazoa; Arthropoda; Insecta; Diptera; Culicidae.